AUGGCGCUUGCGGGAGUCAGAAAAAGGGUCGCCUAUUUCUAUGACCCAGACAUUGGGUCUUUCUACUAUGGCCCCGGUCACCCCAUGAAGCCACAACGGAUCCGGAUGGCGCACGCCCUUGUGUUGUCUUACGAUCUGUAUAAGCACAUGGAGGUAUAUCGACCCCAUAAGUCCAUCGAGCCCGAACUGUGCCUCUUCCACUCACAAGAGUACAUAAACUUCUUGUCGGCUGUCUCCCCAGACAACUACAAGGAAUUCGCGUUGCAGCUCAAGAGUUUUAACGUUGGAGAAGCCACGGACUGUCCGGUGUUCGACGGGCUCUUCACCUUUCAGCAGGCGUGUGCAGGUGCUUCCAUCGACGCUGCGAAGAAGUUGAAUUAUCAGCAGGCGGACAUUUGCGUGAACUGGAGUGGAGGCUUGCACCACGCGAAGCGGUCGGAAGCAUCGGGGUUUUGUUAUAUCAACGACAUUGUCUUGGGAAUUCUCGAGCUUUUGAAAUACCACGCGCGUGUUAUGUACAUCGACAUUGAUAUACACCAUGGCGAUGGGGUGGAAGAGGCGUUCUACGUGUCUCACCGGGUGAUGACGGUGUCUUUUCACAAGUUUGGCGACUUUUUCCCAGGAACUGGCGAUAUUACGGACGUUGGGGCCUCUCACGGAAAGUAUUAUGCGGUGAACGUGCCGUUGAACGAUGGGAUGGAUGAUGAUUCUUUUGUGGCGCUCUUCAAGCCGGUGAUCACUCGCUGCAUUGAGGUGUACAGACCUGGGGCGGUGGUGCUGCAGUGCGGGGCCGACUCGCUCACGGGUGACAGGCUGGGGAAGUUCAAUUUGACUAUCAAGGGGCAUGCAGCCUGCGUGCAGUUUGUGAAAUCCUUCAACAUCCCUAUGCUUGUGCUGGGGGGCGGCGGCUAUACCAUCCGCAAUGUUUCGCGCUGCUGGGCAUACGAGACGGCGGUGGUCCUCGAUCGCCACAAGGAUAUGUCCCCUCAGAUUCCUCUGAACGACUACUACGAUUACUAUGCCCCAGACUUCCAGCUGCACCUCACGCCGGCGCCUAUUCCGAACUUGAAUAGCCACGAGCACUUGGAGAAAAUCAAGGGCCGCGUCCUCGAAAACCUAGGGUUUCUUGAACACGCACCUGGCGUGCAGUUUGCCUACGUACCACCUGACUGUUUCGGGGAAGACGAAGAUGAAGAUGAAGCACAGCAGCUCGUGGUGGAGUGGGAGGGCGGCGGCCGGACGGCGGCAGCCAUGCAGGGGGCCCCGCAGUCGUCUCCCACGCAGCCAGCACAGGGCGGAAAGCUGAGGAGGAAAGACUACGCUUUCGACUUCGAGGAGCUGCCCGACAGGGAUCAGAAGGUCCCCAUUUAG
Molecule: messenger RNA, 1371 nt
Organism: Cyclospora cayetanensis
Lineage: Eukaryota; Apicomplexa; Conoidasida; Eucoccidiorida; Eimeriidae
Product: histone deacetylase 1
Exons: 3
Coding region: 1-1371 (456 amino acids)
Molecular function (GO): histone deacetylase activity
Source: RefSeq, a predicted model, not a curated record